AUGGCGCCGGUUGUGCUCGAAGGCAGGCCUAUUCCAGAAGUAGACAUAUUGUUCCUAGGCAGUCCAGGCGUGGGCAAGGCUACGUUCCUGGCUCAAAUUGAACACGUGCGCAAUGGAAAACUCGAGAGUCCAGCCCAGCGAAAGCCAGCUCCCGCUUCAGCCGGCCCUUUAAGUUGGAAUGUGACGCUGUUCGGACGGCCGUACAAAUUCCGCAUCCAUCCCUCGACGUCGACGCUGUUCGUGGACCCAUUCCCGGACGAGCCGGACUUCACCAUCAUCGCAUUCUCGAUAUCUUCGCGCGAGUCGCUUCAUAAUGCGCAGUACUACUGGCGCAAGCAGCUGUCUAUGCAUUAUGGCCACUUGGAGCACAAUAUGCCCGUGAUGCUGUUGGGAUUAAAACGCGACGAGCGAACAGAUAAGAGAUUGGAGGACGGGACGUUUGAAUGCGUGAUGCCUCAAGAGGCUCUGCGCGUUGCUCAAGAGAUGCAAUGCGAUCGCUACGCAGAGUGCAGUGCUCUGACCGGAGAAUUGAUGUGGGAGGCUCUGGAAGACAUUACUCGCACUGCCGCUAUGACUACUACGGAAAACGGCGCAGUAAGCCAGGGAAGCAUGUGUUUGGUUAUGUGA
Molecule: messenger RNA, 627 nt
Organism: Exophiala dermatitidis NIH/UT8656
Lineage: Eukaryota; Fungi; Ascomycota; Eurotiomycetes; Chaetothyriales; Herpotrichiellaceae
Exons: 2
Coding region: 1-627 (208 amino acids)
Biological process (GO): small GTPase-mediated signal transduction
Molecular function (GO): GTP binding; GTPase activity
Source: RefSeq, a predicted model, not a curated record